This is a messenger RNA of Habropoda laboriosa, 2991 nucleotides long. It is a transcript of the gene Hex-A, whose product is annotated as hexokinase type 2. Bases 273 to 1637 code for a protein of 454 amino acids. Gene Ontology annotation, cellular component: mitochondrion; cytosol. Gene Ontology annotation, molecular function: fructokinase activity; D-glucose binding; ATP binding. NCBI's taxonomy places the organism in Eukaryota, Metazoa, Arthropoda, Insecta, Hymenoptera, Apidae. Gene Ontology annotation, biological process: intracellular glucose homeostasis; glycolytic process; glucose 6-phosphate metabolic process. The record is from RefSeq and is a predicted model, not a curated record. The transcript has 7 exons.
AUAAAACUCGUGAGAUACGCUCGUGAACGACGAAUCGUACGUGGUUGGUCGAACAGGAACGUAGUGCUGUCACGCGCGUGUACAAAACUCGUGCGUCUCGAACACACACCGAAACGGUAUUACACAACGAAAAGAGGGAAACGGAUCCGUGGCGAUUCCUCGAAUUGUGCCGAGAGCCGCUCGCUUUCUCGCCGGACCGUCCACCGAAAUCGCGUGAAACACGAAGCUUCUAGAGGGCUUGCAGUUCGGGGUGCAACAGCGAGGGGAGGGUAAUGAAAACAUCGAAGUUAUCCUCGAGUGACAUGAUCAAACAGAUAAGGGACAUCUGCAAGGACCUGAUCCUGUCCGAUGACCAGCUUCGAAUGGUCAUGCAGAAGCUGGACGAUGAGAUCAACAAAGGUCUAUCGAAGGAGACUCACAACUCGUCGAUUGUGAAGUGUUUCACGACCUACGUGCAAGACCUUCCUAAUGGCACCGAGAAAGGUAACUUUCUGGCCCUGGAUCUGGGCGGUACGAAUUUCAGGGUGCUGUUGAUCACCCUCGACGGUCAGAACUUCGACAUGAAGAGUAAAAUCUAUGCGAUACCGCAAAGUUUGAUGUUAGGAACCGGUACACAACUGUUCGAUCACAUAGCCCAAUGUUUAGCGCAAUUCGUCAAGGAUCUGAAGCUUCACGAUCAGGUUCUACCUCUUGGAUUCACAUUCAGCUUUCCAUUGAGUCAGCAUGGAUUGACCAAGGGUCACCUGGUCAGGUGGACGAAAGGGUUUAACUGCAGCGGAGUGGUGGAUCAGGAUGUGGUCGCUCUGCUCGAGGAAGCAAUAGCAAGAAGAAACGACGUGAAAAUCGACGUGUGCGCCAUUCUAAACGACACUACGGGCACGUUGAUGUCCUGCGCCUGGAAAAACAGAAACUGCCGUAUCGGACUUAUCGUCGGAACCGGAACGAACGCCUGUUACGUGGAGAAAACCGAGAACGUGCAGUGCGCGAUCCCAGGUAACUACGCGCCGCAGAAGCCUCACAUGCUGAUCAACACCGAAUGGGGUGCAUUCGGCGAGGGUGGCGUUCUCGAUUUCGUUCUCACGGAGUUCGAUCACGACAUCGAUCGGAACUCUAUCAACCCGUCUAAACAGUUAUUCGAGAAGAUGAUCUCGGGAAUGUACAUGGGUGAAUUGACGAGGUUGGUCCUCGAGAAAGUGGUGAACGCCGGAUUACUGUUCGGCGGAAAGUGUCCCACCGAUCUCAAGAAACGCGGCAAAUUCUUCACGAAAUACGUCUCAGAAAUUGAAAUCGACGCGAAAGGAAAGUAUACGAACUGCCGCGAGAUAUUAGCAGAAUUAGGAUUGCGAAACGUGAGCGAUCAGGAUUGCGAGAACGUCAGGUACGUUUGCUCGGUGGUGUCGAGGAGGGCAGCUCAUUUGGCCAGCGCUGGAAUUGCCACGUUAUUGAACAAAAUGGGCGAAGACAACGUUACAGUAGGGAUCGACGGCUCGGUAUACAGAUUCCACCCGUACUUUCACGAUCUUAUGACCGAGAAGAUAAACCAGUUGCAGAGCCAUAAGUUCGACUUAAUGCUGUCAGAGGAUGGUAGCGGACGUGGAGCGGCGUUGGUCGCCGCGGUGGCCGCCGCACACCGGUGAAGACAACGACUGUGCCGCGUCUCUUCAACUUAGAAAUUAACACUUUUCCGGCGGGCGUUUCGGGCGAGAACUUUCGUUAACCGCGGGCAGGCAUGUUUGGCGGUCGCUCAAACAGCACCGACCGUUGUAACAAACAUUAUUUGUAUAGUAACUAUUAAAACUGUCGUUAUAUAAGGAAUUAUAUCAUUAAUAAAUGUUUUUUAUUAAUGUACAUCGAUAUUUUAUUCCGGUAUGAUGAUAUAUUUCGAAACGUUUUCCUACGUGUGAACCGAAACGCCGCGAGAAGAGCACAACACGGAACGUAACAUUGCAGGCUCUUCGUGGAUCUUGUAUAGUACACCUCUUCCUAUUAUGUCAGUAAUUCUGUGCUAGUUUCUUUUCAUUUCUGCACCUUCGCUACUAUCUGACAGAUUUCAUCACUGUCACUACAUAUGUACAUCAAUAUCUGACAAAGGGCCAGCAUAUAUUUCGUCGCGAUUUCUCCUACUCGCCAUUGUUGAUAAAAAUUACAAAUUUAAAAAAAAAACGCACUGGAAAACUCGCUAACCAAAAUUAACAGACACUACUCUUCUCAACUGGCGAAGAUUAUGCCGAAAUAGACGAAAUAAACGUAAAUCUUUUGGUUUGAUAUUCGACGAACGAGAAAAAUGCAACACGCCCGCUUAAAGGCGCUUAGGGUCGAAAGUUACCACGCGCACACGACGACGCCCGCCGUGAAAGUGUUAAGUUAUAUACGCAGUAACGAUACAAAUUUGACACACCGUUAACAUACACGUACACAGAGCUAUGCAUGAAGUCACACGUAUGCGUCGAGGAGAUGAUGUGUAAAGUCAAAGAAAUCGAGUUAGCCAUUCAAAUGUUAAAAAAAAUAUGAGUGAGAGAGAGAGAGAGAGAGAGAGAGAGCGAGAACGAGAGAGAGAGAACGAGUGUGUAACUGUGUCUGUUCGAUAGAGAAAUUAUACGUGUGUGAGAAUGAAGACCGUAUGGAAAAUGGGAGAGAUUGAAAGUGAGCUUCAUACGCACUUGUACAUAGAGCAUAAAAUGUAGCCUAGACGCGUCGAAACUGAACAGUACUUGCAAACAAUUUCCUCAUUUACAAGCCGACGAAACGUGGUGCUCUCACGUUUUCAGUUUCGCCAGAUCGCAAGAGCGAGAUCGAGAAAGUAGAGAAAAAAGUGAAGAAAAUCCACGAAACGUAACUUUUCCCUCCCCCCACCUCUUUCAGUGUUUUCAUAUGGAAAUGUGGUUGUACGCAAACGAUUUAAAUAAACCACUCUAACAAAUAACGAUCUGAAACAAAACAAACAAGUUCUAUACUACUGCCAUAAGUGCAACCGGAUAAGUUACACACAGC